This is a messenger RNA of Puma concolor (puma), 4449 nucleotides long. NCBI's taxonomy places the organism in Eukaryota, Metazoa, Chordata, Mammalia, Carnivora, Felidae. The record is from RefSeq and is a predicted model, not a curated record.
AUGCCGGUCAGCCGAAAAAUGUGGGGCGCCCUGCUCGGCCCGCUGCUGUGGCUCCGGCUUCUGCUGCUGUCGCCGCGGGACGGAGUGUGCGCCGCGCCCCAGGCCCCGGGCUAUUUGAUUGCUGCACCCUCUGUCUUCCGCUCGGGAGUGGAGGAAGUCAUCAGUGUGACCAUCUUUAACUCCCCAAGGGAUGUCAUGGUCCAGGCUCAGCUGGUGGCCCAGGGCGAGGCGGUGGCACGGAGCCAGGGAGCCAUCCUGGAUAAAGGAACAAUCAAACUCAAGGUGCCCACGGGCCUCCAGGGCCAGGCCCUCCUGCAGGUGUGGGGCCGCGGCCGGCGGGCAGAGGAGGGCCCCCUCUUCCACAACCAGACCUCCGUGACUGUGGACGGCCGGGGCGUCUCCGUGUUCAUCCAGACGGACAAGCCAGUGUACAAGCCCCAGCACCGAGUGCUUAUAAGCAUCUUCACUGUCACCCCAAACCUGAGGCCUGUCAGCAGGAAGCUGGAAGCCUACAUUCUGGACCCCAGGGGCUCGAGGAUGAUGGAGUGGAGACACUUGGAGCCACUCUGCUGCGGCGUCGCCAACAUGACCUUCCCCCUGUCCGACCAGCCGGUGCUGGGAGAAUGGUUCAUUUUUGUCGAAAUGCAAGGCCACAUGUACAACAAGUCCUUCGAAGUUCAGAAGUAUGUGUUGCCGAAAUUUGAGCUCCUUAUUGACCCGCCCCAGUAUAUCCGGGACCUGGACACAUGCGAGAAGGGCACCGUGAGGGCCAGGUAUACCUUUGGGAAACCUGUCUCGGGGACCUUGACGAUCAAUAUGACUGUAAAUGGCGUGGGGUACUACAGCCAGGAGGUGGGGCGCCCCGUCCUCAGAACCACAAAGAUCCACGGCUCCCAGGACUUCGACAUCUGCGUGAAGGACAUGAUCCCAGCUGAUGUCCCCGAGCACUUCCGGGGCACCGUCAGCAUCUGGGCCACGGUGGUCAGUGUGGACGGGAGCCAGCAGGUGGCCUUUGAUGAUUCCACUCCUGUCCAGAGGCAGCUGGUGGACGUCCGCUACUCCAAGGACACCAGGAAGCAGUUCAAGCCUGGCCUGUCCUACGUGGGAAAGGUGGAGCUGUCCUACCCAGACGGCAGCCCGGCCGAGGGGGUGACGGUCCAGAUCAGGGCAGAGCUGACCUCGAAGGACAACAUCUACACCACUGAAUCUGUGUCCCGGGGAGGGCUGGUGGGGUUUGAAAUCCCCUUCAUCCCCAUGUCAGCCCAACACGUGUGGCUGGAGACCAAGGUGACGGCACUCAACGGAAAGCCCGUGGGGGCCCAGUACCUGCCCAGCUACCUCUCUCUCAGCAGCUGGUACUCCCCCAGCCAGUGCCACCUGCAGCUGCAGCCCCCCGCCCGCCCCCUGCAGGUCGGAGAGGAAGCGCUUUUCCCGGUGAAGUCCACGUGCCCAUGCAGCUUCACCCUGUACUACGAGGUGGCCGCGCGGGGCAACAUCGUGCUCUCGGGCCGGCAGCCCGCCCACCUCACCCAGCGGAGAAGCCGGCGGGCGGCCCCGGAGAAACCGAUUCGCUUAAUGCACCUUCUUGAGACGGAGCCCCCUCCAGCCCCAGCAGCUGAGGCCAACGUGUGUGUGACUUCCCUCCGGCUGGCCGUGACCCCCAGCAUGGCCCCCCUUGGCCGCCUGCUGGUCUUCUACGUCAGGGAGAAUGGAGAAGGCGUCGCCGACAGCCUCCAGUUUGCUGUGGAGAGCUUCUUUGAGAACCAGGUUUCAGUGACGUACUCAGCAAAUGAGACCCAGCCUGGGGAGGUUGUUGACCUGCGGGUCAGGGCUGCAAGGGGCAGCUGUGUGUGUGUCACUGCGGUGGAUAAGAGCGUCUACCUGCUCAGGUCUGGGUUUCAGCUGACUCCGGCCCAGGUUUUCCGGGAAUUGGAAGAGUAUGAUGUUUCUGAUGCCUUCGGGGUGUCCCGGGAGGAUGGGUCCUUCUGGUGGGCUGGACUGGCAGCCCGACGCAGGCGUUCGUCCAUCUUCCCGUGGCCCUGGGGCGUCACCAAGGACUCCGGAUCUGCCUUCGCCGAAACAGGACUGGUGGUGAUGACCGACCUGGUGAGCCUGAACCACCGACAAGAUGGCGGCCUAUACACCGAUGAAGCUGUCCCUGCCUUCCAGCCCCACACGGGGAGCCUGGUGGCAGCAGGGUCCUCCAGACAACCCCCCAGAGCAGAGAAGAGGAAAAGGACCUUCUUCCCCGAAACAUGGAUUUGGCAUUGUCUCAACAUCAGCGACCCGUCCGGCGAGGAGAUGCUCAGCGUGCGGGUCCCGGACUCCAUCACCAGCUGGGUGGGUGAGGCCGUGGGUCUGUCCGAGGCCUGGGGCCUGGGUGUCGCCGUGCCUGCCCUGCUGAAGACCUUCAAGCCUUUCUUUGUGGACUUCACCCUGCCCGCCUACGUGGUCCGCGGGGAGCAAGCCAAGAUCCCGCUCAGCGUCUACAACUACAUGGGCACCUGUGCCGAGGUGUACGUGAAGAUCUCAGUUCCCAAGGGCAUCCGCUUUGUGGGGCAUCCAGGCAGACGCCAUCUGACCAAGAAGAUGUGCGUGGCCUCUGGGGAGACGGAACCCACCUGGGUGGUUCUGUCCUUCGGUGACCUGGGACUCAGCAACGUCACAGCCAAAGCCCUGGCUUACGGAGACACAAGCUGCUGCCGGGACGGGAAGUCCAUCCGACACCUGGAGGACCACUUCGCUGACAGGAGGGGCCCCACUGGGAGGGAUCACAUCAGGCGCAGUGUCAUGGUUGAGAGGCCCUCAGCAUCCAGCCCCUCCGCCGUGCACCGUGGACUUGGGGAAAGCGGCCUGGGACUCGCAGGGGCCGCAGGGAAGUGUCCUCUGACCCCCAUGUUGACCGUGUUGGAGGGCGAUGUGCCUGUCUCCGACUUCCUGUUUGUCAUAGGCAGCCAGAGAGUCCACAUCUCCACGCCCAACAAGUACGAGUUCCAGUACGUGCAGCGGCCGCUGUGGCUCACCCGUUUUGAUGUGGCCGUGCGAGCCCACAAUGAUGCCCGCGUGGCCUUGUCCGCCGGACCCCAGGACACAGCGGGCAUGAUAGAGAUUGUCCUGGGAGGGCACCAGAACACCAGGUCCUGGAUCUCCACCAGCAAGAUGGGCGACCCCGUGGCCAGCACGUACACGGCCAAGAUCCUGUCCUGGGAUGAAUUCAGAACGUUCUGGAUCAGCUGGCAUGGAGGGUUCAUCCAGGUUGGCCAUGGCCCAGAGCCUUCCAAUGAGUCUGUCAUCAUGGCCUGGACCCUCCCCAGGCCACCGGAGGUCCGAUUCAUCGGCUUCUCCACUGGCUGGGGCUCCAUGGGUGAGUUCCGCAUCUGGAAGAAGGUGGAGGUGGACGAGAGCUACAGUGAGGCCUUUACCCUGGGAGUCCCGCACAGCGCCAUCCCUGGGUCAGAGCGGGCAGCAGCCUCUGUCAUAGGCUACCAGCGGCAGCUGACCUACAGGCACCGGGACGGCUCCUACAGCGCCUUCGGGGAUCGGGACGCAUCGGGGAGCAUGUGGCUCACGGCCUUUGUCCUGAAGUCCUUUGCCCAGGCACGAAGCUUCAUCUUCAUCGACCCACAGGAGCUGGCAGCUGCCAAGGGCUGGAUCAUCCGGCAGCAGCGGGGGGAUGGCUCCUUCCCGGCCGUGGGCAGGAUCCUGAACAAGGACAUCCAGGGUGGGAUCCACGGCACAGUCCCGUUGACGGCGUACGUGGUGGCUGCACUCCUGGAGACAGGCACUGCCUCGGAGGAGGAGAGGGGCGCCAUUGCCAGAGCGAGGCACUUCCUGGAGUCCAGUGUGCCCUUGGCCGCCGACCCCUACAGCAGUGCCCUGACCACCUACGCGCUGACCCUGCUCCGCAGCCCAGCAGCCCCCGCAGCGCUGCGAAAACUCCGCAGCCUGGCCAUCACGCAGAGUAGGUGGCUCCUGAUCGCCACCCCAGAGGCCACCAUUGAUGUCACCUACAAUGUGCCAGACCCGGUGGCCAAACCGGCCUUCCAGCUGCUCGUGAGCCUCCGGGAGCCCGAGGCUGAGCAGCGGCGGACCCCCGCUCCCGCCUCCUCGGCCGAUGAUGACGACCCAGCAGCCGACCAGCAUCACCAGGAGUAUCAGGUGACCCUGGAGGUGUGCACCAGGUGGCUGCAUGCGGGGUCCUCCAAUAUGGCUGUCCUGGACGUGCCCUUGCUCUCAGGCUUCCGGGUGGACAUCGAGAGCCUAGAGCAGCUGCUCUCUGACAAGCAUUUCACGCUGAAGAGGUACGAGGUGGCUGGACGCAGAGUCCUCUUCUACUUUGAUGAGGUACCGGCAGUGGGGCCAGAGCAGCUCACGCUCCCCCAGAGGAGACGCUCCUCGGAAGGACCUGUGGCCAAAGGCCUGUGUCGGAGGAGACACGAUGACAUUUAG